Molecule: messenger RNA, 252 nt
Organism: Habropoda laboriosa
Lineage: Eukaryota; Metazoa; Arthropoda; Insecta; Hymenoptera; Apidae
Gene: Pdf
Product: pigment-dispersing hormone peptides
Exons: 2
Coding region: 1-252 (83 amino acids)
Biological process (GO): response to light stimulus
Cellular component (GO): extracellular region
Molecular function (GO): hormone activity
Source: RefSeq, a predicted model, not a curated record
AUGGCAUCAAUGAAGUAUGCAUUACUUUUCAUUGCAAUACUGGGUAUCAUAUUCGGGACAUUGGGUGCAAUGGAGGACUUCGAGAGAAAUCUGAUAGGACCGAACUUCUCUUACGGCAGAGAAUUGAAUAACGAUUUACAGUCCGCAAGGCUAAUGUUAUUACCACCAUGCCUGUGCCAUCCUAAACGCAACUCUGAACUGAUAAACUCGCUACUGGGCUUACCGAAAAACAUGAACAACGCUGGAAAGUAA